Messenger RNA from Penicillium olsonii, 1518 nucleotides. The record is from the annotation of a GenBank genome assembly. Lineage: Eukaryota; Fungi; Ascomycota; Eurotiomycetes; Eurotiales; Aspergillaceae.
AUGUCACACGUUCCAGGACAUCUUCUCAAUCGCACCAAUCUAUUCGGAUCAUCUGAGAUAACAGUAAUCUUUGAUCAGGAUGUCUAUCACCCCUCCUAUCGCUACGAAGCCCAUGAUCCGCGGGACUGGAAGUCGGCUGCUCUUCGUGGCCCAGCCCUCCCAGCACUAGGCAAUGCGACUGCCGGCGCGAUCGGCGCGGCUAUAUCAAACGUUGUUGUCUACCCCCUUAAUGUGAUCGUAGCCCGUCUACAGACCCAGAAUCGGAAAGCCAAGGACGAAGACGAGAAGUCGGAUGAAGAUGAAGAGUACGCCAGCGUGCUUGAUGCCGCUCGCAAAAUAUAUGCCCAGCAAGGUAUCUCCGGCUUCUACCCCGGUUUAGCGCAAGAUACCUGGAAGACAGUCGCAGACUCCUUCCUUUUCUUCCUCGCAUACAGCGCUAUCCGCCAGAAAAGAAUAGUCGCGCGCGUUGGUGCGGAACGAGCAGCCAGAAGCAAGCACAUCAUUCUGCCGGUACUUGAUGAGCUCGCGGUUGGGAUUCUGGCCGGCUCAUUCGCAAAACUCUUUACCACGCCGCUGUCUAACAUUGUGGCGCGCAAGCAGACGUCAGCGUCGCGCAAAGAUAAAAAUGCCAAAAAUUUGUCUACAAGCGACAUCGCAAGUCAAAUCCACUCCGAAAAGGGUCUUCUUGGCUUCUGGUCCGGAUACUCCGCCACCCUGAUCCUGACACUCAACCCGUCUAUCACAUUCUUCCUGAACGAAUUCCUCAAACGCACCCUCCUUCCUCGAUCAAAGCGGGACAAGCCCUCACCAGCCCUCACAUUUCUUCUGGCAGCCUUGAGUAAAGUCGCAGCAUCAUCCAUCACAUACCCUAUCUCACUUGCCAAGACUCGGGCGCAAGUAAUGAGCAAUUCGAAGUCCGAGUCUCCAGCAUCCGAGAAGACCAAGUCACUUUUGUCCUCGCUCACACCUGAGAUUCUUUCUGCAGUCCUCACAAUCGCCCGUACAGAUGGCGCAUCAGGGCUUUAUGCAGGUCUGCAAGGUGAAGUUCUGAAAGGCUUCUUCUCCCACGGCUUUACAAUGCUAGCUAAAGAUGCGGUAUAUACCUCCAUCAUCAAGAGCUACUAUCUUCUCCUAAUGCUCGCACGACGCUACCCCUCGCCCGAGGAAUUGAUGGAGCGUGCUCGCGAGCAGGCCGAGGAAUACUCCGAGGUGGUUCGCGAGGGAGCGCGCGACCUAGUCGAGCGAACUAAGGAGGGUGCCGAAGAGUUACUGAAUGCAAAUGCUGGCAACGUCGCCGUUGACAUGACAUCGAGCUCGGCUGGUGCCGCUGGUGCCGCUGAGAGCGCACGUCACGGCAUCGACGCUUCCUCUGGGCUCAAGGUUCCAAACCCCUCGGUCCCUGACGAGCUCAACGAGACAGCUGAGUUGGUCGGUGACUAUGUUGAGGAUGAAGCGGUGGAAUGGAAGAGCUUAUAUCAUUGGUUCUGGGAAAAAGAUCGCAGCCCGCAUCGAGACUGA